AUGUCAUCAUUAGAAAAGACACUAUUUCAAUUGAAGUUUACUAGUAAACAACUAGUACGACAAUCAAAGAAAGCUGAAAAGGAUGAAAACACUGAGAAAACUAAAUUGAAGUCGGCUUUAUCCAAAGGUAAUCAAGAUACAGCACGGAUAUACGCAUCAAACGCUAUUAGAAAGAAAAGUGAGGCUCUAAAUUUACUUCGAUUAUCUUCAAGAGUAGAUAGCGUAGCCUCAAGGGUCGAAACAGCUGUAACAAUGAAAACAGUUUCCUCAUCAAUGAAGUCUGUUGUCAGUGGUAUGGAUAAAGCGAUGAACACUAUGAAUCUGGAUAUGAUGUCUGCUAUAAUGGAUAAAUUCGAAGUUCAAUUCUCAGAUUUAGAUAGUCAUACUCAGUACAUGGAGGGAACGAUGCACAAUGCAGCUGAAGCUCAAUCGACACCUCCAGAAGCAGUUGAUAGUCUUUUACAACAAGUCGCAGAUGAAGCAGGCCUCGAAUUAAGUCAAAAAAUAGGUGCACAAAACGUAGAUAACGUUCCUGAACUUGAUAAUACAAAUGAAAACAAAGAAAGAAAUGAAGAUGCUUUGAUGCAAAGACUUAAAGCAUUAAGGCCAGCUGCAUAA
Messenger RNA from Wallemia mellicola CBS 633.66, 618 nucleotides. RefSeq names its product putative vacuolar protein-sorting-associated protein. Bases 1 to 618 code for a protein of 205 amino acids. The record is from RefSeq and is a predicted model, not a curated record. The transcript is spliced from 4 exons. Gene Ontology annotation, biological process: protein transport; endosome transport via multivesicular body sorting pathway; late endosome to vacuole transport. NCBI's taxonomy places the organism in Eukaryota, Fungi, Basidiomycota, Wallemiomycetes, Wallemiales, Wallemiaceae. Gene Ontology annotation, cellular component: multivesicular body; ESCRT III complex.